Molecule: messenger RNA, 3005 nt
Organism: Porites lobata
Lineage: Eukaryota; Metazoa; Cnidaria; Anthozoa; Scleractinia; Poritidae
Source: the annotation of a GenBank genome assembly
AUGACUUCUUUUGAAAGCUUAGACAGAGACAGUGAAGAUGGAGCAGGUAUUCGCAUGUACAUUGGUACAUAUGAAGGACAUAGAAACGAGAAAUAUGAACGCCAUGGGUUUGGUCACGCUUUGCUACCAAACGGCGAUGAAUAUGAAGGUGAAUAUGUAAAUGGAAAGAGACAUGGCAGGGGGAAAUACGUGUUUUUCAGUAAACAGGCAAGGUAAUAAACUUAUUUAUAAUGAUGCGUGAGAAAUUUCUGCAAUUUGAUUGGCUUUGAGCCGUGGUAUUUCUGCUUAAUUUGAGGUACUUACAUGUGAAAAUUACAAACCUUUUGCGGGAAGUAGAAAAGAAAAAAUAAAGGCAUGAUUUGGACGUGAUAUUUGGCAUAAAUACCACUCGUAAUAUUUCAAAAUUGUCUCAAAUUUCACUCCCUCAUCGGCUCGUGAAAUUACGUAUAACAAUUUUGAUAUAUCACUCGUGGUAUUUUUGCCAAAUAUCACUACAAAAAUGAAUCAUGCUAUUACCUAUACAAACAACGCGGCAAGUGAACAUUAUGGGGAAUAUUUUGGGUUUGACAAUUCUUCUAUAGCGAUCAUUAAAAGCAAACGAAAGUACUAGCCAGGUCUGAAACAGAGAAAAGUAUAUGUGUAUAUAUAAUUUGAAGCAAGGAUAAAACUAGAUCACAAAAGAUGGAGUGUAAUAUCUGCUUUUCUCCUAUUGAAAAUUUACACUUGACUACUGAUACACUGAAGUGCUUAAAUAUCAGUAUCUAUCAAGUUUAACAUGGCAAAUUGAAUUUUGCAAUCGUUCCCGAUAACUCGAAACCUCGCUAACUUGCAUUGAACUGUUUUUCGUUUCCCUUCAGAGUUCGAGUUCCCGGGGUUCUACUGUAUGUAGAAAAAAUCAUAAACAACUCUUACCAGUUUGAAAUUGCGUAAAAAAAACUUGAAUUUCCAUUACGUCUCCUUGCGGUUACAUCUAGAGAUCUGUCCAGCAAUUUCUUUUCUUGUACGGUUCUCACCUGUGGAUAUGCAAUUCUUCUUGAAUCGCUACAUCAUGAAGACCGUUUAUCCAAGCUUACGCUGGAACUGUAGAUGUGCACUAUACUUGAAUUUCACAAAAUUGGCAUAACUAUAGUUCACCGACAUGUUAUUUGGCUUGGUUUUGCUGCGAGUUUGUUUUAUAUUCAAACGCGCUUUCAAACCAAAUAACUAACCAAUUAAAUUACAGAAAACACAGUUCUCUGGGGGCACUUUUCUACAGCACGUGUUUUCUCAAGUCCAAAAAUUCUUGUUGAUUUCGCCCUUAAAUUUCUACCAAAGUAAAGCAGUGCUCUAUGCUUUUUGCAUAAUCGCUCAAUGAACAUCAAAAUUUCCCGCUGAAGGAAAUGUUCUUUCUUUUCUUUUUGGCCGUUUUGUUUUUGUAUUCUUUGCUGUUAUUGUUGUUGUUGCUUUUUUUAGACCAUAUUUUACCUAUUGGCUGGUUUCAGUUUAUUCAUAGUGCAUCCCUCCAUCACAGCCUCGCGAGGAGUUGCGAUAAACGUAUAAUUUUCUAGUUUAUUUCUUAGGUACGAGGGACAAUAUGUCAACAAUCAAAGACAUGGUCAAGGAACAUUCUGGUACCCUGAUGGGUCAGUGUAUGAUGGAGACUGGACCGAGGGACAGAGGAAUGGUUAUGGUGUAUACAUAUAUGCUAAUGAAGAUAAGUACCUAGGGAUGUGGAAAGACGAUCGGCGACAUGGGCAAGGGGAAUACAUCUACAAGGACCACAGGCUUAAAUACAAAGGUAAGUCCCCUGCAAGUUAAGUUUGGAGCUAACUUGAUGAAUGCCUUGAUUUAGAGAAUCCCGAACGCUCUAUAAAUAACACGAGUGAGGUUAUGGUGACAGUAAUGAUGAUGAUGAUGAUGAUGAUGAUGAUGAUGACAAGAGGAAAAAGAACAAGAAGAAGAAGAAGAAGAAAAAGAAGAAAAGGAAUCGCAUAAUGUAAACAACUACUAUAAAAUAUCACUUGGGAACCCCGAACGUUCUAUGAAUAACACGAGUGGGGUUAUGGUGACAGUAAUGAUGAUAACGAUGAUGAUAAUGAUGAUGAUGAUGAUGAUAAUAACGAUGAUGAUAAUAAGGAGAAGAAGAAGCAGAAGAAGAAGAAGAAGAAGAAGAAGAAGAAGAAGAAGAAGAAGAAGAGGCAGAAGCAGAAGCAGAAGAAGAAGAAGAAGAAUCGUAUAAUAAAAACAAAUUACUAUAAAAUAUCACUUGCUCAUAACAGUUAGGAAACUAAUGAAUAUAAUGACAUGGGCUGAUGAUAAUAACGAUUAUGAUGAUGGCAAGAAGAAGAAGAAGAAGAAGAAGCAGAAGCAGAAGAAGAAGAAGAAGAAGAAGAAGAAGAAGAAGAAGAAGAAGAAGAAGAAGAAGAAGAAGAAGAAGAAGAAGAAGAAGAAGAAGAAGAAGAAGAAGAAGAAGAAGAAGAAGCAGAAGCAGAAGAAGAAGAAGCAGAAGAAGAAGCAGAAGCAGAAGCAGAAGCAGAAGAAGAAGAAGAAGAAGAAGAAGAAGAAGAAGAAGAAUCGUAUAAUAAAAACAAAUUACUAUAAAAUAUCACUUGCUCGUAACAGUUAGGAAACUAAUGAAUAUAAUGACAUGGGCUUGUGAGUAAAAGAAAAAAUGCUGCCGCCAGCCUCAAAAAGAUACGAGACCCGUCUUCCUGUUUCAAUCACUACACAACACUGAAAAGUUGUCCUUUUUCUUGCAUUUUCCAGGUAACUGGACCAACGGGAGGUUUGAAGACGAAGGAACAAUUGUGACCCCUAAUUACUCAUACUCAGGGACCUUUAGCGGUGAGGAACCUGUCGGCCCGGGAAGGUUCCAUUUUGACACGGGCUGUGAGCAGGAGGGCGAAUAUGUGACCAAAAGGAUUGUCCGCCGUACAAGCACCAUGAGGGAGGUAGUUCAUGUGCCGGUAUGGAGAUGUCUGAUGUUGUAUGAUGCUGGGCCCAGAAAGACAACUUUGAAUUCUUAA